CGAGAUGUUUGUUAAGGCUGAUUUCCAAUCCCGAAAGGCAGUUAAAUAUAUCUGUUUUCUCUCAACUAAUGCAUUCAUCCAAUUUUGGAAUUUGGAUUACAUAACCCUACAGGGCUGAACUGGGCUUGGCAUUUUCAACACAGCCUCAAUGAUCAAUAAUGAUGUUUUAGGCUGCCUCCCGCGACUUUCCAACCUCAACCUUCUCAUCACCAAGAUGUCCGAUCCUUUGAGUGUCGCCGCCUCAAUCGCAGGACUCAUCUCAAUCACAGUAGAGGCCGUCAAGUUUCUCAGCCCAUAUGUCUCAGCAACGAAAGAGACCCCGCAGGUCGCGGCGCAUGUCUACUCUGAAGUCCAGAGCACCCAGGUUAUACUGAUGGGGCUUCAGAGCCUGACUAAAAAUCUCGGGUCUGUAAAGAUUCAGCAUGCCGCGCUCAUUGGGGUGAAUCAGGUGGUGGCGAUCCUCACUGAUGGGGUUCUGCUUUACUCGGAGUUGCAUAAGGAACUUGGGUCGUUGCGAGCGAAAGACGGCGUGGGAAAGGUGCCACUCAGAGGCCGUUUGCAGUGGGUAUGGAAGGAGAGUACGUUCAUUACGCUUCUCAAUAGACUGCAAAGUUUCAGGAGCUCAAUGACACUUGUCUUGAUAAUUCUGCAAAGUGACUCUGGUCAAACAGCAAAAGAACACCAGGAGCAGCUCUCCAAUAAUGUCAAAGUUCUUCUGGACAGUAACGACGCCCUAUCACGCCGGCUGAUGAAUAUUGAGGACGCCUUGGAUACCCAGGCAGUGAUAUCGAGGCGGAUGAGUCUUCUCUCAUUGGCUGGGUCUCCAUCUCAAGACACAACUCAAAACUCGCAGUCUGAUGCUACAGAAUCACCAGCUACAUCGAUCAACACCGAUACCAGCAAUUCUAUAUCCAAGUUUGACUUUGAAGACGAUCUUGAGUCAUCACGUGUAUAUCGCCGCGCACUAAGAGAGACCAUGGACUUUUCAUUCCGAAGCUCAGUUGCAAGAUCACACAACUGGUCUGUCUUCUCAGGCUUGAGCCUAGGGGACAUUUCUAUCAUGUCCUUCAUCGCAUUGCCUGUAUACCAAGAUGAUAUCACCAACGCUGAACACUAUGACUUUGGGGAGGAAGUUGCUCUCACUUCUGAAAUACCCGGGCCAAUGAUGGACCAGCCUUUACUAAUGGAUUGUCUCGAAAUCAAGCUUAAACUGCUUACAAUACCAGAGAUGCAGAAGUACUUUGACGAGGAGCCUUACCCACCUGACGCUUUCUUCCACGUCUGGUCUGUUUUCCAGCAAAUCACACCACUGGUAAUCCUUGCUCAGGCUUUGGACCUGGAUGUCAACCUGGAUAUCGGUCCACCAGAGGAUCUUACCAUCUCAUUCAAGAAGGAAAUAAUACUAUGGUUUGCUCAGUACUGUCACGAUAUUCUCAACAUAGAAACAAGAAACUUGAUCACAGUGGAGGACCUAAUGGGAGGCGGCUACUAUGGGAUUUUGAGAGUGAUCUCACUCGUUUCGAAUAUUACUAAGUGUCUUGUGAUCACUGGUCCCUCUAUAAACGACUUUUCUUCCGCCAAAGCACAAGUCGACGCCCAGUCACCGGAGCUUCGAGGCCUGCUAGCCGAGCAGCGUCAGUUUAUUCAAGAUCUCAACGAGCUCCUUGAGAUCAAGGACCAACUCGAGAUGUAUAUGAAGUCAAUAUUUCAAAACACCAGACAGCUCAUGGAUUUGCAUAUUGCCUUCCUUAUUAAUAUGGAAAGGAACCUAUUACGUCCCUCGGCAGAACAUAAUUGGGCUCCAGCAUUCGAUUAUCUUCUUAGAAAUAUCGAGAUUGAAGCUGCAACACAUGCCACCGAUAAGGGUGCCAGAACCAGCAUACAAAUUUGGCUGAAAGAAGGGCAUUUCAGAGACAAGGAUAAGACAAGAGCAUUACUGGCAAGAUGCUUCGAUAUCUUGCCCACGAGAGCCAAACGAAUUUCUGCGCUCUUUGCAUUCUCCGAGUACUUGAAACGCCGGCCGAGUGUCACAAAUAAGCAGAGGAAAGAUAGUAACAGUGCUCGAUCUUCUAUUUCGAAGAUUGUUGCUCAGCUACAGGAUAAUGUCAUAUCUAAGGAAACUCAAGCGGCUGUUCAAAAACUUCAACAAAGAAUACAGGACUGGAAAGGCAUUGAUCCAGAUGCUCUCGGCGAGUUGAUUCUCUCCAAGACACUUUAUGUGACAAAGAGUUCCAAGACCAAUUUGUACCACGGAUAUCUUUUCCAGAAUAUGCUUCUCCUCUGCAAAGACGCUCGUGGUGAGCCUACAAGAGAUAGGUCAUUUUACAGGUCCAAAUCUUUAUCUGAACAGAAACAGACAAUGUUCCUACUAAAAGGACGAUUUCAUCUGAGACACAUUCUCUCUGUCACUCCGACUUCCCAGCACGAUAAACAUGUAUGCGAGGUUCAAUGGGGUACUGAUAAUAGUGACGGCAAGUCAAAGUUCUCUCUUGUGUUUGCGGUCGAGUCCGAGAUGCGACACUGGGCAUUAAAAAUUGAUGAGUAUAGAAUGAUGGCAAUACUCAUGGUAAAGCCAAAGGAAGAUCCAGAAGGACCGGAUUCAUCAAUAGAAGGGAAUACAGAUGAACCUGCGUCUGAGGAUUCAACGGUAUCUAUAAGGUCGUGGAAGCGCUAUGGAGUAAUAUAGCUUGCCAAUCGGGCUACUUUUAUGUGUUGGCUUGAGAUAUUAUGAGAUUUAACUAUGAACCAACAGGUAGCCCUAGACAACUUCCUCAAAUACCAUAUAACUCGGAGACAAAACUUAAGCACG
This is a messenger RNA of Fusarium redolens, 2809 nucleotides long. RefSeq names its product Pleckstrin homology domain-containing protein. The record is from RefSeq and is a predicted model, not a curated record. The transcript is spliced from 6 exons. Gene Ontology annotation, biological process: septin ring organization; establishment of cell polarity. Gene Ontology annotation, cellular component: mating projection tip; division septum; nucleus. Bases 149 to 2686 code for a protein of 845 amino acids. NCBI's taxonomy places the organism in Eukaryota, Fungi, Ascomycota, Sordariomycetes, Hypocreales, Nectriaceae.